AUGGAGCCGGCAGACACGGACAGCAAAGAGGAGCAAGCGCCCCAGAGGCUCACGGAGGACGCGAGGAGCCCUUGCGGCUCCCAGGUUCCCCAGGCCUCGGGCGACUCCUCGCAAGCGGCCACGUGCUCCCGCGAGCCCCCUGGGCAGCCCCUGCAGCUGCGGCCCCUGCGUGGCAGAACCUCAGGCUGUCAGAGCCCCUGCAUCCUGCCAGGAGCCUCUGCAAUCUCUGACAGCCUCCACCCCUCGCAGAGGCUCAGUGAGACCUGUCAGCCUGCAGAAGGUGCAGAGCCCGUGGACAGGUCUCCCAGCUCCCUUGGACUCGCGGACUUCAACAACACGGGCCCAAUCCUGACCAUUGACGUGGCAGGGGAAAGCCCAGAAGUCCAAAUGGGAGCCCAGCCCGAUGCAGGGGAGCCGUCUCAGGAGAAGCUGGCGGAGCAGCAAGCGUCCUGGAGCCGGCAGUGGUCAUCCCACAGCGGCCAGGACGCUGUGCCGGUUGUGCCAGCUGGCGACAGCUCGAGCCUGGUGGUGGAGACCAGCCUCCAGACACCAAGGAGGUUCCUCCAUCUCCAGGAAGCUGCCCCAAGAGAGCCCUCGACUGCCAGGAAGGGCUUUCUAAUAGCAGCUGCUCCUGGGACGCCCCUGUGUGAAGCCUCGGGCUGUAGCCCCGGCCCUCGUCAAGAGGAGAGUCCAGCCCACGACGCCGGGGACGACGACGGUGCCGCCCUGCCCCGCUGCACUGGAGCUCCUGCAGCCGCCUGUGCGCGCGGCCCUGGCCCAGCUCUGCCGCUCGCCAGCCCGUCGGCCGCCGGGCGGCAGCCACUGCCCGGCGCGCAGCAGGAAGCAGGGCAAAAGAAGCAGCUGCAGGAGCUGUACCAGCUGGGCCCGCAGCUGGGCAGCGGUGGCUUCGGCACCGUUUUCUCGGGCAUCCGCCUCUCCGAUGGGAGCCCGGUGGCCAUCAAACGUGUGGCCCGGCAGAGCGUCCUGCAGUGGGUCGAGCUGCCCGACGGCACCCGCGUGCCCAUGGAGAUCGUGCUUAUGGAGAAGGUGGGCUCUGACUGCCACAACAUCAUCCAGCUCCUCGACUGGUUUGAGCUGCCUGACAGCUUUGUGCUGGUGAUGGAGCGUCCGGAGGCAUCGCAGGAUCUCCUGCAGUUCCUGCAGGAGCACGAGUUCCUGUGCGAGGAGAUGGCGCGCUGGCUUUUCUACCAGGUGCUGGAGGCCGUGCGGCACUGCACCGCCUGCGGCGUCCUGCACCGGGACAUCAAGCCAGAGAACCUCCUCGUGGUCCCGGAGAGUGGCGACCUGAAGCUCAUCGACUUCGGUUGCGGCACCUUCCUCCAGGAGCAGGUCUUCACGCGGUUUGCCGGAACGCACGCGUACAGCCCGCCCGAGUGGAUCUGCCUUGGCUGCUACCACGGCCAUGGGGCGACCGUCUGGUCCCUGGGCGUACUGCUGUACGUCAUGGUCUGCGGGAGCCUCCCCUUCAGGGACGACCAUGACAUCGUGCUGGGGCAGCUCUUCUUCUGGCAGCAGGUCUCUCCAGAGUGCCAACAUCUGAUCCAGUGGUGUUUGGCCAAGCACCCUGAGGACAGGCCAGAGCUGGAGGAGAUCUUGCGCCACCCUUGGGUGCAGGGCAGGCGUUUUUGAUGCCUUGCCGGAGCCUCUGCAGCACCCGCUUUCCGAGUCCCACGCAGGACUGAGGACCCCACAAAUAAAACAACAAAUCCAA
Messenger RNA from Vidua macroura (Pin-tailed whydah), 1732 nucleotides. Its product is annotated as serine/threonine-protein kinase pim-2-like. The transcript is spliced from 8 exons. Gene Ontology annotation, cellular component: cytoplasm. Gene Ontology annotation, molecular function: ATP binding; protein serine/threonine kinase activity. The coding region runs from base 1 to 1650 and encodes 549 amino acids. The record is from RefSeq and is a predicted model, not a curated record. Gene Ontology annotation, biological process: protein autophosphorylation. NCBI's taxonomy places the organism in Eukaryota, Metazoa, Chordata, Aves, Passeriformes, Viduidae.